Ficedula albicollis (Collared flycatcher) is the source of this 1962-nucleotide messenger RNA. It is a transcript of the gene KCTD14, whose product is annotated as potassium channel tetramerization domain containing 14. The transcript has 2 exons. Gene Ontology annotation, molecular function: protein binding. Gene Ontology annotation, biological process: protein homooligomerization. The record is from RefSeq and is a predicted model, not a curated record. NCBI's taxonomy places the organism in Eukaryota, Metazoa, Chordata, Aves, Passeriformes, Muscicapidae. The coding region runs from base 198 to 929 and encodes 243 amino acids.
ACACCUGCCACUAGAUCCAGGUUUGUCUCUGCCUGGGACAAACUGCAGCCUCCGCGGCGGCGGCUGGGCUGGCAGCGAGGGAAAGCUGACCCGGCACAGAAAGACCGAGUGAGGGAGGAUUGGAGCACAGCUGGGAGCCAUCCUGCCCUGAGCAGCAGCUUCUCCCAAACAGCUGAGUCCUCAGCUCCCGGAGGAAGAUGAGCAUCUCGUCGGAGCACAAGCCCCUCGGGAAGCAGGUCACCGGCAGCCUGCAUAUGUUGUCACCAAUUGUGGAGUUAAAUGUUGGCGGGGAGAUGUACACGACAACGCUGAGCACCUUGAAGAAACACCCUGGCUCCAAGCUGGCAGAGAUGUUCACCGGCCAGCCCAAACUCAGGACUGACUCUGAAGGCAGGUUCUUCAUCGACAGGCCAGGCACCCACUUCAAAUACAUCCUGGAGUACCUGCGCAGUAACCAAGUGCCCACCCAGUGCAUCCAGGACGUCUACAAGGAGGCGCUGUUCUAUGACAUAGAGCCUUUGAUCAAGCAGCUGGAGGACUCCCCACAGAUCUUUGGGGAGCUGGUGGCGAGGAGGCAGUUCCUGGCUCGUGUGCCCAACUACAGCGAGAACAUCGAGCUGAUGAUCCGCAUCGCGAGGGCGGAAGCGGUCGCGUCCCGACAGUCCGGCGUCAUCGUCUGCGUGGUCAGGACUGAGGAGGACGCAGCCAGGUGUCAGGAUGCCUUGGACAGUUUGGACACGGAUAAAAAAUCCGUGGUGAAGUUUGGCCCCUGGAAGGCUGUGCCAAGUAUUUCUGAUCUGCUGGACUGCAUUCAGAUGGAUGUUGAAGCCAAAGGGUAUAAAAUAUCCUUUCAGCCCCAUGUUGCUGAAAAAGGUUUUCGCUUCAAAUCACACGACUUCUUCUACAAGUUCCUGUUCACCUGGUGGUAGCAAAGUGCCACCAUUGAUAGGGAACAUUAGAAAGCAAUUUCUGGAAUAAAUUACCCUGGACUGUGGAGACUAAACCAUAGGAUACCAGAGGAACAGGGAGAAAUGCACAGGCCAACAAAAGGAUCUCCUUUGGCUGCUUGCCAUUUAAAAGAGCACUUAAGAGCCACUUUACUUGGGCUUUAGGGGAUAACUUUUUAGGGGAUUUAAAUGGCUCCAGAAAAAGGAGGAAUUUUACUCUUCAGUGUUGCUUACUAUUCAUUGAAUUGAGCCAACUUCACUCAACCUAAGGGAAAUGAAUAAUCCCAAAUAUAUCUCAUGGACAUGUAGAGUUGCUCUCUCAGUGCAAAUGAGAACAGGCCACAUAUGUGCAAAUCCUGACUGAAACAGUGACAUUACCACAUACUCAAAUUAAAUUCGCUUUCUUAAUGGGAAGGCAAAAGCUAUUCUUCUCCCUCCUUUCUACACUAGAAUCUGGGUUAAAAGGAAGGAUUCAGUGUCCUAAGAUCUCUUCUUAUUCCUCCAGCAGACAGCUUACUCUCUGGUCAAUGUAUUUAUUACCAUUAUUUAUUAUUUUUUCUGAAGGAAAGAUAGAGAACCUCAGCUAUGGUCCAGGAUCAACAAAAGGAAAAAAAAACCAUUACUAAUGUGGGGAGUUUAUAAUCUAUAGACACACACUCCUCUCUCAGACCACACAAUUUUAAUCUCUUUCUUAUGACGCUCAUUAUUAUGAUGAUGCUAUUUCUAGCUACAUAAUCUCCUGGAAGAAUUGGGAAAACCUGCCAUGAUUUGGUGGGAAGGAAGUGGUACUGAAGCAACAGUCUGCAAAUUCUCUUUUACAGUAGGCAAGUUGCAUUCUACACUGUGUUUUAAAAAAAUCUUAGAAUUUCAAAGUUUAUUUUUAUACUGGAGAUGGCUUGGGUUUAACCACUCUGAGAAUCAUAAUGGCUGAUUUGAUAAAGAUCGUAUUUCCUUUACUUCUCAGAAGAUGGAUUUCUUCCAGUCAUGGACAAUAACCAUAGAAUUGUAGAAUGAU